This is a messenger RNA of Mercurialis annua (annual mercury), 2387 nucleotides long. Its product is annotated as histone deacetylase 5-like. Gene Ontology annotation, molecular function: histone deacetylase activity. NCBI's taxonomy places the organism in Eukaryota, Viridiplantae, Streptophyta, Magnoliopsida, Malpighiales, Euphorbiaceae. Gene Ontology annotation, cellular component: histone deacetylase complex. The record is from RefSeq and is a predicted model, not a curated record. Bases 95 to 2044 code for a protein of 649 amino acids. The transcript is spliced from 14 exons. Gene Ontology annotation, biological process: chromatin organization.
AAAGGAAAUCAAAUAAUUAAUUUUUUAAAAACUUUAAUUUAUUUUCCUCUCUCCCGACUUCUACCGGCAGUCGCGAGAUUGAGGUCAAACAGAGAUGGAAAUCGGUGGGAAGCGGCGGCGCGUGGGGAUUCUUUACGACGAGAGGAUGUGUAAUCAUCAGUCUCCAUACGAGGAAUAUCAUCCUGAAAACCCCAGUCGCAUUACUUCAAUUUGGAACAAGCUUAUUGCCAACAACAUUCCUCAAAGAUGUGUAAUUGUGAAUGCUAAAGAAGCAGAAGAUGAGCAUCUUCUUGCAGUUCAUUCGAAGAAUCAUGUUAAUUUGAUUAAAAAUAUAAGUUCCAAAAAGUACGAUUCGCGACGAGAUAGAGUUGCUUCUAAAUUAAAUUCUAUUUAUUUCAAUGAGGGGUCAUCUGAAUCCGCUCUCCUCUCUGCUGGUUCUGUCGUUGAGGUUGCUGAGAGGGUUGCCACAGGGGAGUUGGAUUCUGCUGCUGCUAUUGUUAGACCUCCUGGACAUCACGCUGAACAUGAUGAGGCGAUGGGAUUUUGUCUAUUCAAUAAUGUAGCUGUUGCAACGAGUUUUCUAUUAGAUGGAAAACCAGAAUUGGGUAUUAAAAAGAUUCUGAUUGUUGACUGGGAUGUGCAUCAUGGUAAUGGGACUCAAAAGAUGUUUUGGGAAGACCCUCGUGUUUUGUUCUUCUCUGUUCAUAGACAUGAAUUUGGGUGUUUCUACCCUGCUAAUGAUGAUGGAUUUUAUACAAUGGUUGGAGAAGGACCAGGUGCAGGAUAUAACAUAAAUGUUCCUUGGGAGAAUAGAGGAUGUGGGGAUGCAGAUUAUCUUGCUGUUUGGGAUCAUAUCUUGCUCCCUGUUGCUAAGGAAUUUGACCCUGAUAUGAUUAUAGUAUCUGCAGGAUUGGAUGCAGCUGUUGGUGAUCCACUGGGUGGUUGCCGAAUCACACCAUAUGGAUAUUCAGUAAUGUUAAAAAAGUUGAUGGAUUUUGCCAAUGGAAAGAUUGUGUUGGCAUUAGAAGGAGGUUACAAUCUUGAUUCUAUAGCAAAUUCAUUUCUGGCUUGCAUGGAAGUUUUGCUUGAAAGCAAGCCUAUUGCUGGAUCUAUAGAAUCCUAUCCAUUUGAGUCCACUUGGCGUGUAAUAGAAGCGGUUCGUGAGAAAUUAAGUGCUUACUGGCCAACACUAUCUGACGAAAUACCCUUGAAGUUAACCAGUCAAAGUGCUCCUUCGGCGCUCUCAGUCUCAAGUUCUGAUUCUGAAGAUGAGGAUGGCGAAACUCCAAAUGAUGUUUCGUCAAAUAUGGUAGCGGCUGUUGAGCUUAUCGAACCACUUUUGAAUCUAAAAAUUGAAGACAGACAUGAUCAACUGGUCACAAAGCCUAUUUCUUGGAGAUCAGAGCUGUCAAAGGUGGAUAUAUGGUAUGCUACUUAUGGAUCAAAUAUGUGGAAAUCAAGGUUCCUUUGCUAUAUUCAAGGUGGCCAGGUGGAAGGUAUGAAGAAGCCAUGCUCUGGUUCAAUGGAUACAAGACUACCAAAAGAUAUUUUGUGGAAAACUUUUCCUCACAGAUUAUUGUUUGGUCGUGAAUCUACACUUACAUGGGGUCCAGGAGGCGUUGCUUUCCUUCAUCCUGAAAGAAGCAGUGAUGAAAAAACUCAUAUCUGCUUAUACAGGAUUACAUUAGAGCAGUUCAAUGAUGUUUUACUUCAGGAGAAUGUUUCAAGCUAUGAUAUGAGUUCUCCUGUGAUCGACUUGGCUUCUCUUCAGUCUGUUGUCGAUCAAGGGUCUAUCUCUUUGGAAAUUUUUAAGAAGGGUUGGUACCAUAAUGUAGUAUACCUAGGACAGGAGAAAGAUAUUCCGAUUCUCACAAUGACGUGCUCGCUUCCGCAUAUUGCAAGCUUUAAAUCAAACGAGAUUCCUCUUCGUGCUCCAUGUAAAGAGUAUGCCAAUACCUUAGUUAGAGGUCUGGUGGAAGGAGGACAGCUCUCUGAAGAAGAGGCCAUGGAUUACAUAAAAGAAGCCUCUGCUAGACCAUUAUGAUUAAAACUGUUUAGCUUUAGCAUUUCUUAUUAAAAAUGUUCCGCUGGGGUAGCUUUUGAUUGACGAAAUGCAAUUCAUGUUCCUAAUAGGAAUUUAUUAUUAUGAAUUUAUGGCUGUAGUUACAGAUACUGUUUGUGUGCACAUCGUGCACAGCAGCAUUAGAGCAAAAUAGAAACAAGUUUGGAUCACUUGUGUUGCUGAAUACAGCAAUUACUUUUGUCUAGGGUGUGUCUUCUCAAGAACACUGAGAAGGAAAAGAAUUGCAGUGGCAAUGUGAUUGCUAAAGAAGUCGAAAUUCGAAAUGCGAAUGCAAAUUUAUGCCUCAUUAUAUUUUUUCCAUCAA